CCUCCUCCUUCAUUGUUCGCCGCCGAUCCCUCCGCGCUGCCUGGCUCCUCUUCCCCCCGAAAGCCGGGAGUUCGGAUUUCCAGAGCCCGGGACCACCACGCAAGUAGAGUAGGGCACGAGGAACAAAGCAGCCCACCCAGACAGAUGGAACCGAGAAAGAAACCUAAAAUAAAUCCAUCAGAAUGACACCUUCUCAGGUUACCUUUGAAAUAAGAGGGACUCUCUUACCAGGAGAGGUUUUUGCGAUUUGUGGAAACUGUGAUGCCUUGGGAAACUGGAAUCCUCAAAAUGCUGUGACUCUUCAACCAGAGAAUGAGACAGGUGAAAGCAUGUUAUGGAAAGCAGCAGUUAUUCUCAGUAGAGGAGUAUCAGUUCAGUAUCGCUACUUCAGAGGGUGCUUUUUAGAACCAAAGACUAUCGGUGGUCCAUGUCAAGUCAUAGUUCACAAGUGGGAGACUCAUCUACAACCACGAUCAAUAACCCCUUUAGAAAGUGAAAUUAUUAUUGAUGAUGGACAAUUUGGAAUCCACAAUGGUAUUGAAACUCUGGAUUCUGGAUGGCUAACAUGUCAGACUGAAAUAAGAUUACGCUUGCAUUAUUCUGAAAAACCUCCAGUCUCAAUUACCAAGAAAAAAUUUAAGAAAUCUAGAUUUAGGGUAAAGCUUACACUAGAGGGUCUGGAGGAAGAUGACGAUGAUAGGGUGUCUCCCACUGUUCUUCAUAAAAUGUCCAAUAGCCUGGAGAUAUCCUUAAUAAGUGACAAUGAGUUCAAAUGCAGGCAUUCACAGCCAGAAUGUGGGUAUGGCUUACAGCCUGACCGUUGGACGGAAUACAGCAUACAGACAAUGGAACCAGAUAACCUGGAAUUAAUCUUUGACUUUUUUGAGGAAGAUCUUGGUGAGCAUGUAGUUCAGGGUGAUGCCCUUCCUGGACAUGUGGGUACAGCAUGCCUAUUGUCAUCUACCAUUGCUGAGAGUGGGAAGAGCGCGGGCAUCCUCACUCUUCCCAUCAUGAGCAGAAUUUCCAGGAAAACCAUAGGCAAAGUAAGAGUUGACUUUAUCAUCAUUAAGCCAUUACCAGGAUAUAGCUGUUCUAUGAAGUCUUCGUUUUCCAAGUACUGGAAGCCAAGGACACCAUUGGAUGUUGGACAUCGAGGUGCAGGGAACUCAACAACAACUGCCCAGCUGGCUAAAGUACAAGAAAAUACCAUUGCUUCUUUAAGAAAUGCUGCUAGUCAUGGUGCAGCAUUUGUAGAAUUUGAUGUUCAUCUAUCAAAGGACUUUGUACCUGUGGUAUAUCAUGACCUUACCUGUUGUUUGACAAUGAAAAAGAAAUUUGAUGCUGAUCCAGUUGAAUUAUUUGAAAUCCCAGUAAAAGAAUUGACAUUUGACCAGCUCCAGUUGUUAAAGCUUACUCAUGUGACUGCACUAAAAUCUAAAGAUCGGAAAGAAUCUCUGAUUGAAGAGGAAAAUUCUUUGUCUGAAAACCAGCCAUUUCCUUCUCUGAAAAUGGUUUUAGAGUCAUUACCAGAAGAUGUAGGGUUUAACAUCGAAAUAAAAUGGAUAUGCCAACAAAGGGAUGGAGUGUGGGAUGGGAACUUAUCAACAUAUUUUGACAUGAAUCUGUUUUUGGAUAUAAUUUUAAAAACUGUCUUAGAAAAUUCUGGGAACAGGAGAAUAGUGUUUUCUUCAUUUGAUGCAGAUAUUUGUACCAUGGUUCGGCAAAAGCAGAACAAAUAUCCCAUAUUAUUUCUGACCCAAGGAAAAUCUGACAUUUACCCUGAACUGAUGGACCUCAGAUCUCGAACAACCCCAAUUGCAAUGAGUUUCGCCCAGUUUGAAAAUCUCUUGGGGAUAAAUGCACACACUGAAGACCUGCUCAGAAACCCAUCCUAUAUCCAAGAGGCAAAAGCUAAGGGACUGGUCAUAUUCUGCUGGGGCGAUGAUACCAAUGACCCUGAAAACAGAAGGAAGUUGAAGGAAUUCGGAGUUAAUGGUCUAAUUUAUGAUAGGAUAUAUGAUUGGAUGCCUGAACAGCCAAAUAUAUUCCAAGUGGAGCAGUUGGAGCGCCUGAAGCAAGAAUUACCAGAACUUAAGAGUUGCUUAUGUCCCACUGUUAGCCACUUUACCCCCCCUUCUUUGUGUGGGGAGCCCGAUAUCCACGUGGAUGCCAACGGCAUUGAUCACGUGGAGCAUGCUUAGUUAGUGCAGACUGCUGGGGUCACAACGCUGUCCUGAUACUCAGUUUCCACCACUGAGCCUUGUUGAGCUCUGCUUUUCGGGUUUCUCAGUCCAAUGAAGCAAUAAUGAAGUAUUUCAGUCUUUCACUACAGUUCUUGCGAGAAUUUCAAGUAUGCUAUUUACCACUUGGCCAGGUAUAAUUGCCAGUCAUUCUCCACAGUGAGAAAAUGUAUUAGGAAAUAUUUUCAACUAAAAAUGUUAAGUUUAUAAUGUUAAGUAAAUCUUCACUAAAAGCUUAGUGCUUUAAAAUUAAUUAUUAAAAAAUCUCUUAUUUAUAGUUAUUCCAGCUUUUCAUUAGACUAGGUCAGCAAUCUUUAGUACUUGGGGAAAAUGACUGUGUAUAAUUUAUUAUACCUGACCAUGGAAAAAUUAAGUACCUCAGAUGCAUGCAUUUGCACUAGUGACUCCAGCUGCACAGAUCUUUGUGCCAUCCGUGUGUAUAUAGGUAUUUUUACGUGGACUGACAUGAAUUGCACCAUUGUCAUUCACUGUGACCUCAGACUGCUGCCAUCUUCCCACUUAACCAGCCAGCCUGGAGAUGAACCUUGAAGUUUGCUUCAUAAAUCUUUCAAAAAUUGGUAUGCAUAAAUGUUAAAAUUCCAGAAUGCCGCAGGGUAAUUUAAUGUAAAAAUGUUAGUGAGAAGUAUGUUUGCACACAUAGUAGAGUAGAUCACAAUGUGUAAAGUUGAUGCAAUGCUUGCUUUAGGUCUGUACGUGUUUACUGUUAAGUCAAGUCCUUGCAUCUGUGGUGCUAGGUGAGUGUGAGAAGAUCCAAGGACAGGAACUGUCUUGUUGCCUAAAACAAAAAGGUCUGUUUGCAGGCAAUCUAAUCUGUUCAUUUAGUGUCUUUCACUACCUAUUACACACUAUUACUUUGAGAACUUUUCUCUGUGUGUUUUGGUGUGUAUGAUAUGGUAGUUAAAUCUCCAUGCAGAAAAAUAAAUGUCCUGAAUUCUAAAAUUGGAAUUCUUUAUUGGUUAAUUUAUAUCAUGUAUGUAAUUUAUUCGGAAUGUAGAUAUUACCAUAUGUAUAUGCAUGCUUUUGGGAUUCUGCUAAAAUUCAUUAGAAGCAGAUUGUAUUUACAUAACUGUAACUUAAGAAUGAAUGUUAAAUAAAAUGACAGAUUUAUUU
This is a messenger RNA of Jaculus jaculus (lesser Egyptian jerboa), 3371 nucleotides long. RefSeq names its product glycerophosphocholine phosphodiesterase 1 (gene Gpcpd1). Bases 183 to 2201 code for a protein of 672 amino acids. The record is from RefSeq and is a predicted model, not a curated record. Gene Ontology annotation, biological process: glycerophospholipid catabolic process. The transcript has 20 exons. Gene Ontology annotation, molecular function: starch binding; glycerophosphocholine phosphodiesterase activity. Lineage: Eukaryota; Metazoa; Chordata; Mammalia; Rodentia; Dipodidae.